Paramecium octaurelia is the source of this 4447-nucleotide messenger RNA. Lineage: Eukaryota; Ciliophora; Oligohymenophorea; Peniculida; Parameciidae. The record is from the annotation of a GenBank genome assembly.
AUGGUUAAGUUAUUAAGAAAGUAUUUAUAUAAUAAUUGAAUUUAGUUAGAAUAUUAAAAUGGAUAUUCAAACUUAAUAAUUGAAUGUAUAGGUAGCGGUCAGAGUUAGACCGUUAAGCAACAAGGAACUAAAUGCUAAGGAUGAAUGUUGUUUGAAGACUGAGGACAACAGAGUAUUAAUUACAAUGAAUUUAGAUAAUUUUGCCACAAAAUGGAAAAAUCUUUACUUUUGACCAUGUAUUCAAUUAGAAUUCCAAUUAAGAAGAGAUUUUUGAAAGGUAAAGACUAGAAAUUCUAAAUGUAGUUGUGUAACCAAUUUAAUCUUAAGAUGCUUUGAAGGAUAUAAUAGUACAAUAUUGGCAUAUGGCCAAACAGGCUCUGGGAAAACCUUUACAAUGGGAACAUCAGGUUUGGAUCAAUAUUCUGGUUUAAUAUUGUGAUUAAUGCAUAGACUAAAAUGAAUGGGGAAUGAUACCAAGAGCAGUAUAUUUUUUAUUUGAUGAAGUGGAGAAGAGGAAAUAAGAAUAGGACAUAAUUAUUACAUGUUCAUACGUAGAAUUAUAUAAUGAAUAAAUAAUUGACUUGCUAAAUGAAUCUACAAUGAAAUCAAAUUUAUAACCAACAAUAAGAGAGGAAAAGGAUCAUACUAUUUCAAUUCAAAAUUUGACAACAAUAGCAGUAAUCAAUCCAUAGGAUAUGCUUCAAAUAUUAAAUAAAGGAGGAACGCAUAGAACAACAGCAGCAACUCAAAUGAAUUUAAAUAGUUCAAGAUCCCACGCAAUAUUUACAAUUUAUUUUGAAAUUAACCGGGAAUCUGAGGAAGGGUCUUUGAGUGCCAAAUUCCAUUUUGUUGAUCUAGCUGGCAGUGAGAGACUAAAAAAAACUAUGGCUAUAGGUAAGUAGAUGGAAGAAGGAAUUAAUAUAAAUUAAAGUCUUUUGGUGUUAGGAAAUGUAAUUAAAACAUUAAGUGAUUAAAAAAAAUCAGCUCAUGUUCCAUAUAGAGAAAGUAAGUUAACAAGGUAUGGAAAUAUAUUUUAAAUAAUUAUAUAGAAUUCUACAAGAUUCCUUGGGAGGUAAUUCAAACACUUACAUGAUAGCCUGUAUUUCACCAUCAGCUAGUAAUUACGAAGAAACAAUCAAUACUUUGAAAUACGCUAGUAGAGCUAGAGAAAUUAAAAACAAGCCUACCCAAAAUAGAGUAUUUUGAUAUAUUUAUAUAUAAGGAUCCUCAUGCUGCUUAAAUAUUGAUAUUAAAACAAUAAAUAUUUGGUCUUUAGGAUCAAAUCAAACAAUACUCUUAAAUACUCUAAGAGAAUAAUAUCAAUACAGAUUCUAUAAAAUCAACGGCUAUUUAAAUUUAUGAGUCAAUUUCUCCAAGUUCUGGGCCAUAAUAAAAUUGCUCAGAACAUGGAGAGACUAUUCUUAAAUUAAAGAAUUAAAAUUAUCAAUUAGAAAAACAAUUAAAUAGUUUACAAAAGGAAUUGUAGAAUUCUUAAAAGGUUUUGAGUGAAAGUAUGUUAGAAUCUUAUAAAGCAAAGAAAUAAAGAGACUAAAUUAUGAAGCAAUUUCAAGAUGCAAAGAAGUAGUGUGUUAAUAUAUUUUAGAAUUUUAUAAAAAUACAAUAUCUAAUACAAUUUUAAUGAGGAUCAGCAGAUGGAUACAUAUUAUAAUGAAAUAGCUAGUUUAAAGAAGGUUGUAUAAGAACAAGAGCAAAGAAUAUUCCUCUUAUAAUCUAAUAAUGAUUAGCUAUUAAAAGUAAUGUAUUUUGAUACAUAACUUAGUACAGGAAGCACGCAGAGAUCAAAAGCUAUUGAGAUAAAAACAACAUGAAUUAAUGAGAUUAGAAAAGCAAAAAUAAGAUGUAGAUUAAAUUGAUGACGAUUUUGAAUUAGAUGAUUCUGAAUUAAUUGAAAAAGAUCUUCAAAUUGAAGAAUAGGAGUAGCAGCUACAGGAACUAGAUAAAAUAAAAAUUGAGACAAUUUAAUUAUUAUAAGAUGAUAAGCAAAACUAUUUAAAACAAAUUUCCAUUUUAGAAGAGGAGAAGGCUAAGCUAUAGAAGCAAUUGAAUAAUAAGUAGGAUUCUGCUUAAAUGAAUUCACUUAAAUUAAAAAUAUAAGAGUAUGAAACUAAGAUUUUGGACAUGAGAUAAAAAGAAAUGACAUCCAAAUAAUUGUAAAAGAAGUUAGAAGAUUAAGAAUGUUAAGUAAAAGAACUAAGAACUAAUAUUGAACAAAUGAAAAAAUAGAAAGUUGAUCUGAUUAAGAAAAUGAAAUAAGAGAAUGAGAAAUACAUUAAAGACAAGGAGUAAAAGCAUAAAGAAUUGAUUUAUGCCAAAAAAUAAAAAAUAUAGUAAGAUACUUUAGUAAGUAAAUUGAAAAAUGAAAAUACAAAGAAAGAUGUUUAAUUGAAAAGGAAGGAAGAUGAAUUAUAGAAAUAAAAGAAUGAAAAAUUGAUUGUCAAAUAGCAUAAUCGUUAUAAUCCAAAUAAAUCUUUAUAAUAUGACACAUUUGAAAAAUAAAUUGAUGAUUUGUUUACAGAGUUAAUUCUUGGAGAAUAGGCUGAGGAGUAGAUAACAAAAGAGUACUCUAAAUUAGAAGAACUUUAAGAAGAAUUAAGAUAAAUUGAAGUUAAGAUAUGUUCAUUACAAAUUAAAAUUGAUUAAAUUCAAUUUGAUAUGACCUAAAAUAGUGCAGUUUGUAGCAUUGAAAAUGUGUAAUAAUUUGAAUUAGAAUUAAAUGAUUUUUAGUAGAAAAGAGAGAAUAUAUCAGAAACUAUAGAAUUCUAGCUUAAAAAAAUAGACGAUUAUCGAGUAAUUUGUUAGAAAGCUAACGAUUACUACACCAUAGUUUUAACCAAUUAGUACUUCAAAGAUUUACCGAAUUGGUGUACAAGGUCAUUCAGGUAUGUUAUUGAUAAUUGGGUUAAAGAUCAUUAUUAAAUGACUUUAUAUGCCCAAUAGAUAGAGGAAUUAAACUAAACAAAUUAGGAACUCAUUAAUGCUAAGCCUAGUCCUAUUAAAAAAUCAAUUAGAUAAAAUACUCCCAUAGAUGAUCUCAAAAGGCAGAUAAAUGAAUAUAAAAGAAAACUUUAAGCAUUAUAAAACUAAUAUCGAACCACAAGCAUAGAAUUAGAUUAUUAUAAAAACUUUUAUAGUGAAUAAAUAAAUAAAUAAUAGAAAGAUAAAUCAAUAGGAAUAAGUUAAUAAUUAUAGCAUUCUUAAUCAUUCCAUUCAAUUAGAAAUUCAAUUACUAAAGAAUAAAAACAAGAAUAACUACCUUUGGCUUUGACCCAUGUAAAAUCGUUCGGAUAAUUAGGAUCAGGCAUGAGAAUUAGAAAUUCUGUAUCAUAACAUUGGAUCACUGAAUAGUUAAAUUCGUCUCAAGAGAUUAUUAAUUAUGAGUAAUUAUCAAUAUAAUUUUAGUAUUGUGAAAACUCUUUAAGGUCAUGAUCAACCAGUCCUAUCUUUAUAUACUAAAGAUAAUAUUUUGUGUUCUGGGUAGUAUAAAUAAUUUAAAGUUUGGGAUAUAGAAUCUCAAUAACUGAUUAGUACAAUCGAUUAAAGUAAUCACUGUAGAUCCAUCUAUUAUUGGGCUGAUAGAGAUGCUUUUGCAGUUUCACAUGGAUCUCAAAUAUCUUUAUAUGAUCCUUUAACAUUGAUGUGCAAAGGGUUACUUAAGUCUUCCAUUGAAGAAAUCAAAUCAAUUACUAGCAUCAAUGGAUUAUUGGUGGCAGCUGGAAAAUCGAUCAAUUCUAAUGCCUUAAAUAUUUGGGAUUCUAGAUAAAAUACGUAUUUUAAUAAGACUAUUUAAGUAUUCUGUACGAAUUCGAAAAAGGUUCUGAUAUUCUAAGUCUUUAUGGUUCUGAUGAAAAUUCUGAGUUGAUUUAUGGAACUUUGAAGCAUUAUACUAAAAGAAUUCCUUUUAACAAAAAUAAAUAUAAUCAAAUUUAAUAGUUAUAGCCACCUUAAUUAGAUAAAGUAAAUGGAGUUGCUUCUUUUGGUGACUAUAUAGUGAGUUGGUAAGACAUUCUAAUAAUGAAUUAGUUCUCUGAGCAAGAGAAUGUUGCUCUGGAAUUAGCAAACAGGCUUAGAAAUUACAACAAAUGAUAGCAUUCAUAAGGAUUUAAUUACAGCUUUAACAAGUACAUUGUAUAUUCAUCUCUAGUUGAUAAAAGUCUAAAAUUAAUUUACACAGCUUCCAAAGACGGUUAUGUUAGGGCCAUAAAAGUUAAUGAAGAUGGAAAAUUCUAGUUACUGCAUGACAUUACUGCUUCAAAUGUAUUAAUAUUCUAAUUGUUAGUAAUAAAUUAAUGCUUUGCAUGUCAUCUAAGAUAAUCAUUUAGUUAUAAGUGGAGGAUAAGAUAAAUUAAUUAAGAUAUGGAAACCAUCAAAAAAUUUAUUGCAAAUGUAAAAUGCGAUUGGCGAGUUUAUUGUUGAUGAUUAAAAUUGA